This is a messenger RNA of Tilletiaria anomala UBC 951, 1231 nucleotides long. RefSeq names its product ClpP/crotonase. Bases 139 to 1134 code for a protein of 331 amino acids. NCBI's taxonomy places the organism in Eukaryota, Fungi, Basidiomycota, Exobasidiomycetes, Georgefischeriales, Tilletiariaceae. The transcript is spliced from 3 exons. The record is from RefSeq and is a predicted model, not a curated record.
UGCAAGCAGGUUUUCGAGCGCAAGUGCCUUGUCUGUGCUUUCUUUUUUGCAUUGCCUUUGCCGUCUCUUGCUAAUGCCUCUGGAUCUUUAGCCUUAUCCCGCUGUAGAUCCACACAAUCCCCGCCACCACGGACCACGAUGUCGCUUGCCGCGCUCCCCGCCUACUCGCACGUCAUCCUCUCCCGCUUCGCGCGAUGUCCCACAUUCAUCAGCUUGGAGCUCAACGACGUUGCCACAUUCAACUCCUUGACGCCCGAUAUGUUUCAAUGCAUGGCACGCGCGUUGCAGUGGUGCGCAAAAGAGAAGACCGUGCAUGCCGUCGUCUUUAGCGGACGCGGGCGUGGGGCUGACAAGUCCAAGCAUGUGUUCUGCUCCGGCAUGGGCAUGUCCAAGGAGACAGCCGAGAACGCGUUUGCGAACCCGAAAGGUGUCAGUCUGAGAGAGGUGCGGGCUCGCGUCGUCAAAGGCCCACUCGACUUUAUUGACACGAUCAUCGACUUUCCCAAGCUUCUGGUUGCCGCCUGCAAUGGACAUGCAUUUGGAAUGGCUGUAACUAUGCUACCACUCUUCGACUUUGUCUACGCCUUACCGGGCCUGACGUUCCGCACACCCUUCUCUGAGCUAGGCGUGUGCGCCGAGGGUUGUUCAAGCGCGACUUUUCCCGCAAUCCUCGGACCUGGCUUGGCCUCCAAGAUGCUCUACUAUGCUGAGCCACAGACAUCCGAGAAACUGUUGCCCUCAGGAUUCAUCAGCGAAAUCGUACCUGACAAAGACUCGACGACGCUUCCUGAGUGGGUCCUCAACCACCUCUGCGACAGACUAGGCGUGGAUGAUGUAAACAUCACUGGUGCCAGCACCGGCCUCCCUACUUCCGGGCCUCGAGCUGCUUCCGCAUCAGCAGCAGGCUCUGGCGCACCAAGCCAACUGCCCAACCCACUCGACUGGCGCAAUCUCUCCUUGCAGUCGAUCCUAUACUCCAAGUCGCUCGUCAUGCACAAGGACCGCCGACGUUUCUUGCAUGAAGUCAAUGCGAAAGAGAUGGAAGCUGUCGCAGGCAUGGUGGCCAGCCCGGAAUUUGCGGUCGGCAUCGGGCGCUUCAUGGCAAAGCAAGCGGCCAAGAAGGCCAAGCUGUAGCCAUUCCAGGCAUGUUCAACGCUGGCCAAGCGAAUGUCGUUCUACAUGCUACAAGAUGUAUGUUACAGUAUACCAUAGACUCAGAGCCUACUUUCGC